GGCCAUGGCCGACUACGGCGAGCCCCCGGAGAUCACAUCGCUUCGUACGAAUCUCACUUACAUCACUGACACGGUGACGGUCCGGGACAAUCUACAGUGGUUUUCAAACUGCCUCGUGGAGAAAGCCUUCAUGCCCAGAGGGCCGCGCAGGCAAUCCUCGGCGGCGGAGCCACGCCCGCUACAAGGCCGGGUCAGCUUAUUGACGGGGUUUUCGCUGUAAUCCGAACGUCGGACAGGAAGAGCCACUGGUUUGCUGAGUUCGUAUCUAUUUUCUCCACCGACCGAGCCUACGCAGAACUAGUCGAGAAACUGAAACGCCACGUCGUCCAAACAGACCAGCAACAACUACAAUCUCCCAUUCCAGCCAGCCCUUCCGCUAGUUCAUCUCUACACGUUCCUGCGUCUUCAGGCACCACACCAGCCAUUAGUUCUGAGGAGUCUCCUGCCCCAUCAUCCACCACCACCACAUCUUCUUCACCUCCCGUCCCACCUCCACCUGCUCCCCACAACCCUUCCACCCACUCCUUCUGGAGUCCGGAGAAGGUCAAGGCCACCAUUCAGGAGCUGGAGGCAAAGUUCCUUGACCUCAAUACUGACGCUGAGAAAGAAAUUUGUGAAAAAGAGGCUCGAGACAAGAAUUUUCUCAGAAAGUUUCGCAAAUACCUUCAACUUCUUCCGGCUGCCAAGAAGGCACCUCAUGUCAGGUUCUUCCGUGAAUGUGAGCAGGAAAUUCUCGGUGCCAAAGAUGCUCAGGCAAUUCUCGCCAUUCUCUGUCGCUACAUCGAUUACCGCAACUACGGGAUUCUGCGUGACAUAGUCCUCAAGUUCUGUGGCCCUCCACUGCAGACCAGCAUGCAGGACUACUGCAAGAUGUUGGAGGUGUUUGAAACCUCUACAUCAGUCGACGUGUACAUCAGCACUGUUCCAGAUGAGGUGACAGAAGACCAGAAGAAAGCAUUCUCUGAAAUGGUCGUGAAGAUUGACAAGCCUGCGUCGCAGUGUACACUGCAUGAUGUUCGAAAGCUCAACGAAGCAAUCAUUGCAAAUUCAGGUCUCUGUCCUCACAGUGUUUACAUCAGUGGAGUGGCCAACAAGUGUGUGGAGGUGGUGGUGAGGUUUCCUCCCAGUGUGGUGGGCUGGGUACUGGCAGCUCUGACCCCCCACUUCAUGACCACCCACCAUCUGUCAGAGGUGACUCUGGAUGGCAGCCAACUCUCCCUCCUACAAGACCUCAGAUAUGACCUGAAUGAUAAGCUGAUUAUUGCUGGUAGAGCAGGACAAGUGAUGAGAGCUGCGUCCCUUCUCAACAGUGGAGCUGACAUCCAGACUGAGGACUGGUUGUCACAGACUCCGUUGGACUGGGCCAGUCGGUAUAGUCAUCUCCAAGUGGUUCGUCUUCUGGUAUCAAGAGGAGCUCAGCUUAACCACCAGGAUCUGGCUGGGUGCUCAGCAGUGAUGCUAGCAGCUUGGCAUGGUCACACUAAUGUUGUUGUGGAGCUGGUGAAAGCAGGAGCCAACUUGGACCUACAGUCUAAUUAUGGGAGCUCAGCACUAAUGAUGGCAGCCAGAGGUGGUCUUACUGACAUUGUUGUGGAGCUGGUGAAAGCAGGAGCCAACUUGGACCUUCAGAAUAAUGAUGGUGACUCAGCAGUGAUGCUAGCAGCGAGAGGUGGUCACACUGGUGUUGUUGUGGAGCUGGUAGAAGCGAAAGCCAAUUAUUACCUCCAGAAUAAUGAUGGGGACACUGCCUUGACUCUAGCAGCCAGUGGUGGUCACACUGAUAUUAUGGAGCUGAUUAAAGCAGGAGCCAAUUUUGACCUACAGAAUAAUAGUGGGUUUUCAACACUGAUGCUGGUAGCCAGAGGUGGUCACACUCAUUUUGUUGUGGAGCUGGUGAAAGCAGGAGCCAACUUGGACCUACAGUCUAAUUAUGGGAGCUCAGCAGUAAUGAUGGCAGCCAGAGGUGGUCUUACUGACAUUGUUGUGGAGCUGGUGAAAGCAGGAGCCAACUUGGACCUUCAGAAUAAUGAUGGUAACUCAGCAGGGAUGCUAGCAGCGAGAGGUGGUCACACUGACAUUGUUGUGGAGCUGGUGAAAGCAGGAGCAAAGUUGGACCUUCAGAAUGAUGAUGGUGACUCAGCAGUGAUGCUAGCAGCGAGAGGUGGUCACACUGGUGUUGUUGUGGAGCUGGUGGAAGCGAAAGCCAAUUAUUACCUCCAGAAUAAUGAUGGUGACUCUGCCUUGACUCUAGCAGCCAGGUGUGGUCACACUGAUACUGUCGUGAAACUGGUGAAAGCAGGAGCCAAGUUGGACCUUCAGCGAAAUGAUGGAGACUCAGCACUAAUGAUGGCAGCUGAAAAUGGUCACACUGGUGUUGUUGUGGAGCUGGUAAAAGCAGGAGCCAACUUGGACCUACAGAAUAAGGAUGGAGACACAGCAGUCAUAAUGGCUGUAAAGAGUCAUGAACCAGCCACUCUCAGGGAGCUAGUGAGGGCAGGGAGUGACCUCAACCUCCAGAACAGUGAGGGGCUCACUCCACUAAUGAUAGCUGCCAGGAGUGGGAGAACUGACAUUACUAACAUUCUACUGGAGGGAAAACACAUCAACCUGGACAUUCAGGAGAAGGGAACAGGACGGUCAGCCCUCCAUUUCUCUGCUGAGAGAGGAGAUGCAGCCUUGACUCGAGCAGCCUGGCGUGGUCAUGCCGAUAUUGUUGUGGAGCUAGUGAAAGCAGGAGCCAAUUUGGACCUUCAGAGAAAUGAUGGAGACUCAGCACUAUUGGAGGCAGUUAAAAAUGGUCACACUAAUGUUGUUGUGGAGCUGGUGAAAGCAGGAGCCAAGUUGGACCUACAGAAUAAGGAUGGAGACACAGCAGUCAUAAUAGCUGUAAAGAGAUGUAAACCAGUCACUCUGAGGGAGCUAGUGAGGGCAGGGAGUGACCUCAACCUCCAGAACCAGGAGGGACUCACUCCACUAAUGAUAGCUGCCAGGAGUCGGAACAGUCAUAUUAUGACUAACAUUCUACUGGAGGGAGAACACAUCAACCUGGACAUUCGGGAGAAGAGAACAGGAUGGUCAGCUCUCCACUUCUCGGUUGAGAGAGGAGAUGCAGCUACCACAGAAGCACUGCUCAAGGCAGGAGCUAAUCCUCACCUCAAAGACAAGAAUGGAGACACAGCAGUCAUAAUGGCUGUAAAGAGACAUGAACCAGCCACUCUGAGGGAGCUAGUGAGGGCAGGGAGUGACCUCAACCUCCAGAACCAGGAGGGACUCACUCCACUAAUGAUAGCUGCCAGGAGUUGGAACAGUGAUAUUACUAAGAUUCUACUGGAGGGAGAACACAUUGACUUGGACAUUCAGGAGAAGGGAACAGGACAGUCAGCCCUCCACUUCUCUGUUGAGAGAGGAGACUCAGCUACCACAGAAGCACUGCUCAAGGCAGGAGCUAAUCCUCACCUCAAAGACAAGGUUUGGGAAUCUAUGUGGUUAAGGUGCCUUUUUAAACAUGUACCUUGUCACUAAGUACGGUAGUAUACUUAGUAUAACAAGUAAGUGACCUCAACCUCCAGAACCAGGAGGGACUCACUCCACUAAUGAUAGCUGCCAGGAGUUGGAAAACUGACAUUACUAACAUUCUACUGGAGGGAGAACACAUCAACCUGGACAUUCAGGAGAAGAGAACAGGAUGGUCAGCUCUCCACUUCUCUGCUGAGAGAGGAGACUGCAGCUACCACAGAAGCACUGCUCAAGGCAGGAGCUAAUCCUCACCUCAAAGACAAGGUCUAGGAAUCUAGUAUAUACAACCUAAGCUUACUCUAUCCUCCACAAGCCCACCCAUUUUAGUUUUACGA
This is a messenger RNA of Geodia barretti, 3851 nucleotides long. The record is from the annotation of a GenBank genome assembly. NCBI's taxonomy places the organism in Eukaryota, Metazoa, Porifera, Demospongiae, Tetractinellida, Geodiidae.